This is a messenger RNA of Wyeomyia smithii (pitcher-plant mosquito), 1703 nucleotides long. It is a transcript of the gene Got2, whose product is annotated as aspartate aminotransferase, mitochondrial. The coding region runs from base 218 to 1507 and encodes 429 amino acids. Lineage: Eukaryota; Metazoa; Arthropoda; Insecta; Diptera; Culicidae. Gene Ontology annotation, molecular function: pyridoxal phosphate binding; L-aspartate:2-oxoglutarate transaminase activity. The record is from RefSeq and is a predicted model, not a curated record. Gene Ontology annotation, biological process: biosynthetic process; L-aspartate catabolic process. The transcript has 4 exons. Gene Ontology annotation, cellular component: mitochondrion.
UGUCUUAUUGGUCUUAUUAGAUUUUUUCCUAGCAUUUACGGCUCUCUAACCGGUACAGCUGUCAUGUCACCGGGAGUUUAAUCAAUUCGCCUUUUUCUUACAUUCUAUUCCCAAAUUGGUGCAGUGCGUACACGUAUAAUAUCAUCCAGCGUUUUAUUUCUGUAUUUCAUUCCACAACUUGCAUUUAAUUGAAAAGUGAAGAACCGUAACCUGUGAAAUGGCUUGUUCAAAAGUUUUUCAUCGUUCGAUUGUUUUGCUGAGAAAUCCGAACACAUUAGAAAACUACGUUGGACAUCGUGCGUGCUCAUGGUGGGGCGCCGUUCAAAUGGGCCCUCCGGACGUCAUUCUAGGCGUGACGGAGGCCUUCAAGCGCGAUACAAAUCCGAAAAAAAUAAACCUUGGCGUAGGAGCUUACCGGGAUGACAGCGGUAAGCCGUUUGUGUUGCCCAGUGUGCUAAAAGCCGAAAAGCGUAUAGCCGACAAACAACUGGACAAGGAAUAUUCUCCAAUCAGUGGAACGGCAGAGUUCUGCAAACAUAGCAUUCUGCUGGCCCUAGGAGAGGAUAGCGCACACGUAGCAAACGGACAAAAUGCUACGGUGCAAGGUAUCAGUGGAACCGGUGCACUGCGAGUGGGUGGCGCAUUCCUGGCGAGUUUCUUUCCCGGACCGAAGGACAUCUAUCUGCCUACACCGUCCUGGGGUAAUCACAAUCCUAUCUUUCGCCACUCGGGACUGAAUGUUAAGGCUUAUCGCUACUACGAUCCAAGCACUUGCGGAUUCGAUUUCAAGGGAGCAUUGGAAGACCUCUCGAAAAUUUCAGAGCGCUCGGUAGUAUUACUGCACGCAUGUGCACACAAUCCAACUGGAGUCGAUCCACGACCAGAGCAAUGGGCAGAAAUAUCUGCGUUGGUGAAAAAGCGCAAGUUGUUCCCAUUCUUCGAUAUGGCAUACCAAGGUUUUGCCAGCGGUGAUGUCGCCAAGGAUGCGCUCGCUGUGCGUGCCUUUUUGAAGGAUGGCCAUCAAAUUGCGUUGGCCCAAAGUUUCGCUAAAAACAUGGGUCUGUACGGUGAGCGGGCUGGAGCAUUUUCGCUCAUCUGCACGGACAAAGAGGAAGCCGCUCGUACAAUGUCUCAGAUCAAAAUUCUGAUUCGUCCAAUGUACUCAAAUCCUCCGAUUCAUGGCGCCAGACUGGUGACAGAAAUUCUCUCCGAUUCCAAUCUGCGCCAAGAAUGGCUGAAGGAUGUUAAACUGAUGGCCGAUCGGAUUAUUUCAGUACGAUCGACCCUGCAGAAUAAUCUGAAGAAGCUGGGAUCGAGUCGAAACUGGCAGCAUAUUACCGAUCAGAUUGGAAUGUUCUGCUUUACUGGUAUGAAUCAACAGCAGUGCGAACGGCUAACCAAAGAUUUCAGCGUGUAUCUAACGAAGGAUGGUCGUAUCUCGAUGGCCGGCGUCACUUCCAAGAAUGUUGAUUAUUUGGCAGAAGCUAUUCACGCUGUUACCAAGUAAGGAUGCCACAAAGCGAGAAACAUAACAGCAUCAUUUUUAUUCUUUUAAGCGGCAUUUAAAAACAUUCUGCUUUUAUCGAAGAGCUUGUUGAUCAAUAAAAUUGAUCGACUGGUCGUAAAGUGAUUACAUAGUUUAUAGUGGAAUACAAAGUGUUGGCACACAGAAAACUAUUGAUGAAAUAAAUAAGUUUAAAACA